This is a messenger RNA of Batrachochytrium dendrobatidis JAM81, 1140 nucleotides long. RefSeq lists its product as uncharacterized. The record is from RefSeq and is a predicted model, not a curated record. The coding region runs from base 1 to 1140 and encodes 379 amino acids. The transcript has 3 exons. NCBI's taxonomy places the organism in Eukaryota, Fungi, Chytridiomycota, Chytridiomycetes, Rhizophydiales.
AUGGGCCCAUUAGAAGUUUCGCAGGGUUUAAUCAAUUCUCUUGAGCAUGUCAUCUACGUCAACUUUGUGUUGUUGUUUCUACUAGACUAUAGUUUCCUGACUCUUGUUUUAAGAGUCCUUGCUCUCGCUUUUCAGUCUCCAUUUAUGCACUCCAAGUCAGCAAGCGUAAGCAUCAACUAUGUGCUGGUUGUAAAUGGACUGUUUCUAUUUGGACACUUUAGCACUCCUACUGGACCCAGUGUAAUUAUCGACUUUUUUGGUCCUGUUAAAAAUACUACUCGACUGUUCCUCAUCUUCAAUGACCUACUGCUAACAUGUUUACAAUUACUGCGAACAGUGAUUUUAUACUCUGUUAAAUCAUCCACUCGAGCUUCACGACAGCUAUUCACUAUAACUCCUGCAUUGCCUAGAGCCCGACGUCGAUCUAAUCGUCAACGUCGUUCUGCAGAAACUCCUACCACACCAUCAGUAUCUGAAACUGUUUCGUUGCCAUUACACGUAGGACAUGUGAUGACUGAAGAACCUCGAGAAAGUUUGAAUGUUGCCGAGUCGAGCCCAUCUGGAUCUUAUAAUAAUCCACAAGAUAUUCCAUUGAAUGCAUAUCCCUCCAUACCCAUAGAAGAACUCAGCACAGUAUUCACCAUGGAUUUUGAUGUGCCUUUGAUAGCUAAACGAAUAUACCAAGAAAGCGGUCAGUCAUUACGACGACGUUUGAGGCCCGCCACUACAUCCGAGUUGGGCAUUUCACUUGCACCGUCAUCCUCGCCUCGUUCUGCUUUGGGUUUUGAUGGAUUCAGAGCAGCACUUAAUUGGAGAAUGAUGCGACUUAAUUCUCGGUUGAGAGCACAACGUAGAGCAAACGAAUCACCACCACAUAGUCCCACUGGACAUGAUCCUUUAGGUGGGUCUUCAUCUAAUAGUAGUGAAUUGCCUGGUUUGAAUCGGGGACAAACGACACAUCGUGCUACUCAAUCUCCUUUGACACGCCAUGAUUCGUUGACCGAGUCUUGGGCAAUGCCAUUCACUAGUGACGAUACGGACGAAGAGGAUCUGCAUUCUCGACCCUCUUCGUCCAAUCUAGACUCUACACAGUCAAGCACUCCACACACUCUGGAAAACUCGCGUCGUCUACCCAUCUAA